Ruditapes philippinarum (Manila clam) is the source of this 2068-nucleotide messenger RNA. Its product is annotated as acetylcholinesterase-like. Gene Ontology annotation, molecular function: signaling receptor activity; neurexin family protein binding. Gene Ontology annotation, cellular component: synapse; cell surface. Bases 258 to 2063 code for a protein of 601 amino acids. NCBI's taxonomy places the organism in Eukaryota, Metazoa, Mollusca, Bivalvia, Venerida, Veneridae. Gene Ontology annotation, biological process: modulation of chemical synaptic transmission; presynaptic membrane assembly; postsynaptic membrane assembly. The transcript is spliced from 3 exons. The record is from RefSeq and is a predicted model, not a curated record.
UCAAACAUGAACAGAAAUGUCUGACGGAAAUAGCCGAGAAUUGGCGAUUCUAGAGAAUCAGUAGACUCGCAGUCGCAGUGUGUGAUAAGGGAGGGAAGAAGAAAACAACAAAUGUUAGAUACAGAUGUUAGGAUGACCGAUAACAUCAGUUACAGAACCAUCGCAAAUAUUUUCAUAGGAAGUUUUUUAUAUGUUAAUGCCAAUAUCACUAGUGAGGCAAGCCUGGAUUUUAUGAUUCCUGAUCUUCUAAAGUUAGAAUGUCAAGCACAAUGAAGCUAAUGCUCAGUUUGUUUUGUGUUAUGCUGGGGUGUUUGAACCUUGCCUGCUGUACCAGUGUAACUAUAUCAGCACCAGUGGGAGACAUCAAAGGUUCAUCAGUGCUACUCUGGUUUAAUGACAAGUCAUAUAGAGCUAUGACUUUCCUCGGGAUCCCUUAUGCAAAACCGGCCAAUGGAAACACAAGAUUUGCUAAGCCAAUGAAAGUCGCACAAUUCAAAACAACCUAUGACGCAACAGAAUCGAAGCCUGCAUGUGCACAAAACAUGAAGUGGAUGCCGGAAAUCAAAUCAGUUGGCGAAGACUGUUUAAAUUUAGAUAUUUUUGUACCACAUUAUAAUCAUGAAACAAAGCCGAAAGCGGUUAUGAUUUUUGUGCACGGUGGAAGCUUUCAGUACGCAUCUAAGGACCUUUUUAGGUCCGAAGCAUUUGCCGCUGUCAAUGACGUUAUUUACAUUACGAUAAAUUACAGACUGUCAGCGUUCGGAUUUUUGGCGAGUAAAAGAUUUGGACUUAAGGGAAAUUAUGGACUAUGGGAUCAACACAUGGCAAUUCAAUGGGUACAUGAAAAUAUCGCAGCGUUUGGAGGUGAUCCUAAACGAGUGACUCUGUUUGGAGAGUCGGCCGGUGCGGUAUCUGUAAUGUAUCAAGCUAUGUACGAUGGAAAUAAAGGUAUGAUUAAUAGAAUAAUAGCUCAAAGCGGCUCUAUAGGGUCAUACUGGACAUAUAGGGAAAACCCAGACGAGGCAUUUGACGAGCUUGUACAAAGAAGCAAUUGUAAAAAGGACACAUUGCCAGACAUUUUACGAUGUCUUCGAAAUAUUGAUGCAUCAAGUUUGCAAGAACUGUUUUCAUAUGAAACAUUGUUUCUUCCAGUUACUGAUGGUGAAUUUAUUAAGUAUAAUCCUUUCAAGUUGUAUGACAAUACUACAAAAGAGUCUGCAGAUGCACUGCGUAAUUUUUCUGAAAUGGACGUCAUUAUGGGAAUGAACAGCGACGAAGGACUGCUUGAUUUUGAAAUUCUUGUGAAUCUUUUAGGAAAGAAUAUUAAAGAGAUUUCAGAUGGUGUGACAGCAGCCGAGUUUGAAAACUACAUACGUAGACAAAUAAAAUAUGUCAACUUCACUGAUGACGACAUCAUUGUUAAAUCUCUGAUUCACCAAUAUACCAACUGGAGUGACCCAAAUGAUCGAUUUUCUAGGCGGUCGUUACUUCUUGACCUUCUGAAGGACGUAAGUUAUACCCCAGCAGUUGUACAAGUACUGAACUCCCAUUGUAAAUUUGAUGGCAAAGGUAAGAUUUACAUGUACCAGUUUCAUCAUAGGCCAAGUUUCUCGAUGUCACCGGACUGGAUAAAAGGUGCUAAUCACGAGGAAGAAUUGCCCUUUGUCCUUCCAGGAAUCAAACUAUUUGGAGAUAUUCAAUUGUCUAGUGAUGAAAUACAGCUUUCAGAGAACAUAAUGGAGUUUUGGACACAGUUUGCAAAAACUGGAAACCCAAAUAAUGACCACAACAUGCUUGGUGAGUGGCCACAAUAUACAUUAGAAAACCAAUCGUACAUCGUGCUGGACAUAGACCAGAAACCGUUUACUACAGGGUCGUAUUUCCGGCCUGGAUUUGUAAACUUUUGGACAAAUGUGUUUCCAAAGCUGGACGAAGCAGUGACGUCAGCAAAAGCUGCAUGUGAAGUAAAUACAGGCACACCGUUACAUUCUAAAUUGACUCAUUGGCGUUCUAUCUAUAUAGUCUGGGUUAUUUUGUUCCUUAAAAUCAUCAAUUUUACUUAAAAAGA